GAGAGGAGGAGGAGGAGGAAGCAGAAAUAAAUUACUGAGACUCCCAGCUUCAGUCCAAGAAAAGUAUCGCAAGAAAUCCCUGCAAUCUACUUCUGAUGAGAGUCUAAACGGGAAUCCGACAAGGGAAGGCGGAGCGGAAUAUCGCACUCAGUUACUUCAGCCUUAGCUUCAAGGGGUUUGUUGCCGAAGCUUUCAAAACAUUUCCAGCCAGUGCCGUAACAACAUGGGACUUUGGAUGAUGUUGAUUCUGCCUUUGACAGUCACGGUUGGACAGGUCACGACGCUCCCGCCGGAGCGGACAGAUUUCACAUAUCAUCUGUCCCAUGCAAGAGCCGAUGCCGUGAAUCCAAAAGACCAGCGCUGGAGACGAAGCACGCCCAUUAAUGUCAACUCCGUCAAAACUUUGGAUGCUGAAGGGGUCCAGCUGAGCCAGGACCUAGUAGGAGCGAGUCUUGCCAUUGACACCCUGCCAGACAAUGGAACUAAAAUUGUGGAAGAUGACCAUAAUUAUUAUGUAUCCAGAAGCUACGGGCCAAAUGAUUCUAGAACAAAGGAGCUGUGGGUUGACUUCACAAAGGUGGACAAGAAUAAAGUGAAGGUGCACAAUAUUCUGUCAAACACACACCGACAAGCUUCGAGAUUGAUUCUGUCCUUCGAUUUCCCUUUCUAUGGCCAUUAUCUGCGUCAGAUCACCAUAGCAACUGGAGGCUUCAUAUUCACUGGAGAUGUCAUCCAUCGGAUGCUGACAGCCACUCAAUACAUUGCUCCACUCAUGGCCAACUUUGAUCCCAGUUACUCCAGGAAUUCCACUGUCAGAUACUUUGAUAACGGGACAGCAUUCGUCGUCCAGUGGGAUAAAGUGUUUCUGCCUGACCGGGAGGACGUUGGUAGUUUCACCUUCCAGACCAUGCUGUGUCAAGAAGGGAGAAUCGUGUUCAGCUACAAGGACGUUCCAAUAACUGUGACUCAGAUAAAUUCAGCACAGCACCCUGUCAAAGUAGGAUUGUCUGAUGCCUUCAUGAUAGACCAUGUGGCACCACAUGCUCCUGAUGGCCAGAGUCGAACAAUUUACGAAUAUCACAGGGUGGAAAUGGACAAGACAAAGAUUAGGAGCAACUCCGCCUUUGAGUUCACUCCAGUUUCCAUGUGUCUGCAACAUCUGAGUUGUAACGCCUGUGUCAAUGCUGAGGAGAGCUUCAACUGCAGUUGGUGUGGUGUACUCCAAAGGUGUUCUAAUGGGUUUGAUCGGCACCGACAGGAGUGGCUGGACUAUCACUGUAUGGACGAGCAUAACAUUGAGCUCUGCGAGAAUCUUCCAGAACAUUUCCAAGAUACCUCCUCAACAACAACCCUUUCAAACUCAUUGGAAAGCGACACCACGUCAGUGCUUCUUUCAAGCAGUCUCACGACAGAAGAUGACACAAAAUUGAUCUUUCAUGUGAGGGAUGGUGCAAUAACGGAAGAGAGCCCAGCAGAGAAGAAGGGAAAUCCCAUGCACACUGGUGUGGUGGUGGGCAUCGUGCUGGCAGUUAUCGUGAUCACUGUCAUUAUCCUAGUCGUCAUCUAUGUCAAUAGUCAUCCACUGUCUUCUGCAGCCUUAUUUUUUAUCGAGCGCCGUCCCCACAGAUGGCCAGCCAUGAAGUUCAGGAACAAUGCUGGACAACCAACCUACACAGAGGUGGACACCAUGGGUCAUGAUAAAGAAGGGUUCCUGGAAGCUGCACAGUGUUAAAACCAUCUCAGGAUGAACCAACUGAAGUGAAAAAUGAUCAUGGUUUUCCUAACCAUGAUGCACAAAGCUGUAUUCUCUCCAUUUCCCAGAUUCCAUCUGUGGAGAAUUACCUUACAAACUAGCUUCACGUUAUGACGGAAUUGUACUGACCACCAUCCCUGCUAACAGCCAAUCCUACCUAUGACAAUAUGAUGAAGAAUAAGUUGCAACUAAUAAGUAUAUGUACAUUUAUUUCUUUGUGAACCAGUUAUGUCCAGAUCCAUAUAUAUGCAACAUACCAGAGUAUAGGUAGACCUUAUACAAUGGGGCAUUUUCAUCUACUUUGCUGGGGAAGUGGAUGGAAUUUUGAUUUGGUUCAUAUAAUUUAUAUAGUACAGUUAAGAUCAUAAGACCAUAAAGUAUAUAAGCAGAACUGGGCCAUUUGGCCCAUCAAAUCUGCUCCACCAUUCCAUCAUGGCUGAUUUAUUAUCCCUUUCAACCCCAUUCUUCUGCUUUCUCCCCAUGACCUUUGAUGCCCUGAUUAAUCAACUUCUGCUUUAAUAUACCCGACAACUUGGCCUCCACGGCUGUCUGUGACAAUGAAUUCCACAGAUUCACCACCCUCUGUCUAAAAGAAAUUCUUCCUCAUCUCUAUUCUAAAUGGAUCUCCCUUUAUUCUGAGCCUGUGUCCUCUGGUCCUAGACUCCUCCACUAUUGGAAACAUCAUCUCCACUUCCACUCUGUCUAGGCCUUUCAAUAUUCAAUAGGUUUCAAUGACAUUACCCCCUCAUUCUUCUAAAUUUCAGUGAGUACAGGUUCAGAGCCAUCAAACUCUCCUCAUACAUUAACCCUAAUUAAUUACAUUAAUACAUUAAUCAUAAUUCCUGGAAUCAUUCUCAUUAAUAUGCAUGGACUCAAGUUAAUAUGCACAGUUUUUCAUCCUCCUCUUCCCCCCAGAGAUACAAACUCUGUGCUGUCCUCAUUGUCAAAGCCUGUCAGCAUUGUAUUUCACAUUUGCUUUUGUUUUUCAGUUUACAUUUUGAAAUAAAUGAAUUUUCAUUAUCAAAGGUGCACGUAGGACUGUCUAGAUUUAAGAGGGACAUAAGUCACAGGACUUCUGCAAUGAAGAUCCCAUGCCAGACAUAAUGGUUUUUUGUACAAUAAUGUGGGAAGGAAUCUGUGUUCCACCUUUUCCUUUGCCUCCCAUUUCCCCUGAACACCCCUGGGUAUCAGAUCCCAUAUGUAGAACCGGCUUGCACUUGUUCACUUUGUGUUUUGGCAAGACUGCUGGCUCCAGAUCUCAGCAGUCAUGGUCCGGAUGAGCUGAGUCCCUCAGCUGAGGUGUGAAGCAUUGCCCUUGAUAUCAUGACUAAGUGUAAAUUCAAGAAGCCCUGUUAAAUCUAACUUCAUUGGGAAUGUUCUCAGCUGACUGGAGUCUGCGCUCACACAACAGAGAUUGGUUUUGGUUGUUGGGGGAGAGACAAUGAUCUCAACCCCAGGACAUCACUGCUGGAGUUCCUCCGGGCAUUGGCCCAAGCCCAGUGUCUUUGGAUGCUUCACAAUUGAUCUUCUGUGGGGUCAGGGGUGAGAAUGUUCGCUGGUGAUUGCUCAUUGUUCACUACAUUCACAGCUCCUCAACAUAUGCCUGCAAGUUCUGAACAAUAUUAAUGCAUGGACUAAUAUGCCAAGUAGCCUUCAUACCAAGCAAGUGCCAAACAGAGACAUGGGGAAGUCAAACCAUCUACCCUUGCCAUUCUAUUAUAACAUUGUCACUAAGUCAGCAGAAGCUACAAGCCUCCAUUGACCAUAAUUGUUACUGGACCAGCCACGUAAAGACUGAAGAUUAUCUAUAUUUGUUACCUGAACAUCAAAGCACACAUUGUUUGCAUUAUGGAUGUGCUGGGGGCAGCCCGCAAGUAUUGCCACGCUUCUGGCCCCAACAUAGCGUGUCCACAACCUAUUCAUCUUAACCUGUAUGUCUUUGGAAUGUGGAAGGAAAUCAGAGAGCCGGAGGAAGUCCAUGUGGUCAUGGAGAGAACAUAGUUUACAUAGUAUUUAGAACAACAGUAUUGUGCUAACAGCUACGCUAUCACAUCAGCCCCCACCCACACACACACACAGACUGUAAUUAUGGAAACUGCAACAGUAGGUCAAAGUCUGGGCAAGUUGCGAAGAAGAGGGGCUCAUCUCUUGACAACAACCCGAAGUCUUGCCACUGUCAAUGAGGCACAUAAGAACAAUAACAGAAUACUCCAUAGGAUAUGUACAGCUUACGGUUAGCACAAUGCUUUACAGCAUAGGCUAUAAGAUCAGUGUUCGAUUCAGUGUUUGGACAUUUUCUCCAUGACCAUAUGGGUUCCCUCCUCAUGGUUCAGUUUCUUCCCGUAUUCCAAAGACAUAGGGGUCAGUGAGCUGUGGGCAUGCUAUGUUGGUGCUGGAAGUGUGGUGACACUUGCGGGCUGUUCCAGCACAAUCCUCACUAAUUGGAUUUGAUGCAAAUUCACUUGUGUUUCGACGUACUUGUGACAGAUCAAGCUAAUCUUUAGAAAACAAGAGUCCUAUCAUCACUCUGGACUGGGCAGCCCACUUGCCCAUCACCCCACCCACUGAUCUCUUCCUUCACCGAUCGGGCAUUGCAUUUGCAGUAUUUGUCAUGUAGUGAGUACUCAGCAGGUACUUGCCUAGGCUCCUCUGGCAGUGCCACCCAAACCUAUGAACUCGACCUCAGUGGGCACAGGCAAAUAUCCACCAUAUACAGUUUCAAUGUUAUUCAUGGGCCUACAUACCCAGUAUAUAAAUGCCAUGAAAGUUAGCUUCAUGCAGCGGUGCUACUCUACAUUAUAAACAUGAGAACAAUAUUUUAACAUCAACGUGAGGUCACCUAGCUACAGGAAAGCUAUCAGUAAAAUUGAAAGAGUACAGAGAAAAUUUACAAGGAUGUUGCCAGGAUGACGACCUGGAUUAUCAAGAGAAGUUCAAUAGGUAGGACUUUAGUCCUUAGAGUGCAGGAGAAUGAGAAAAGUUUUGAUAAACGUUUACAAAAUUAUGAGGGUAUAGAUAGGGUAAUUUCAAGCAGGUUUUUUUCCACUGAGGUUGGCUGAGUCUAGAAUAGAGGUCAUAGGUUAAGGAUGAAAGGUGAAACGUUUAAGAGGAACAUGAAGGGCAAUUUCUUCACUCAGAGGGUGAUGUGAGUGUGGAACAAGCUGCCAGAGGAAGUGUUGGAUCUGGGUUUGAUUGCAACAUUGAAGAGAAAUGUGGAUAAAUACAUGGAUGGGAGGAGUAUGGAGGCUAUAGUCCAGGUGCAGGUUAAUGGGACUAGGCAGAAUAAUAGUCUGGCAUAGACUAGAUGGGCUGAAGGGCCUCUUUCUCUGUUUUAGUACUCUAUGACUCUAUAACAUAAAUUAAACCUAAUUUAUACAAUAUGAUAAACAUAAAGUAAAUAUAACAACAUACUAGACAACAUGGUAGCGUAUAAGUUAGCAUAACUCACACAGUGCCAGCGACCCAGGUUCAAUUUCCACUGCUGUCUCUAAAGAGUUUGUCAGUUCUUCCCACGACCAUGUGUUUCCUCAGAGUGCUUUGAGGUGUGGGUCUUCAGGUUUCUGUACCUCUCCAAACCACACACUAUUUUGACUUGGGAGAACAUUGACAUUAUGUCAGUAUUCUGGAACUCCCUGACCAAUGUGAGAACACCUUCACCAGAAGGACUGCAGUUGUUCUAGACUGCAAAUCAUCUCCACCUUCUCAAGGAUAAUUAGGGACAGGUAAUAGAUACUGGCCUUGGCAGAGAUGCACACACCUUAAAAAAAUUAAAACCAGGAGAAAAGACUACGCUAGAAGCAGAUGGGGGACUAAAUCCCCUGGUCUAAGUGGCUGUGUUUGAAUUGGGAUUCUACUAACUUCACUGUGUUUUCAACAACAAGCAGAGAUAGUCACACCUGUAUUCGACUUUGCCCAUGGAUCUCACAUGCACACACACAUCUAUGCUUUUGCACAUGCGUACAUAUUCCAAAAGUAAUGCAAGCAUGGCUGUACAAACACAUAUGUGUACAUAUACACACAUAAACACACGUGGGGUUUUGAGCUUAGAUUGCUCGGGUGGGGCAGUAUCCCAGAAUAGGAAGUCUGUUUUAUACCUCUCUCCUUGUUCUUCAAGCAUCUUGAAAAAUUCCUUGCCCCUGCUCAUAGCCCAGUCCGAAUUAGACCACUCAGCACAGUGCAUUUAUAGAACGUGGGGACGUUCUGAAGGAUUUGCCACAGCAUAUGUGGAACAAUUCAACAAGAAUAUAUUUAUUUGAUUGCUUGUGUCCACAGUUGGUCAAACUGCUUGUGAGCACUUGCUUUCAAGAGAGCACUUGUGAAUUUCAAGGGCAGAUUUUACGUGUCCUUAUUUGAGAGCCGGUCUUCAAUGUGAUUGCCUCAUGCCUCACUUGUUCUUGUGCAAAUAAAGCUUUCAGAAUGCUUUUGCUUGCCUGCCUCCUCAUUAAUUCAAAAGGCCCAGAUAGAGUGGAUGUGGAGAGAAUGUUUCCAACAUUUGGGGAGUCUAGGACCAGAGGGCACAGCAUCAGAAUAGAAGGAUAUCCAUUUAGAACAGAGAUGAACAGGGAUUUCUUUAUCCAGAGGGUAGUGAAUCUAUGGAAUUCAUUAUCACAGAUGGCUGUGAAGGCCAAAUCAUUGGGUAUUACAAAGUGGAGGGUGAUAGGUUCCUGAUUAAUAAAGAUAUCAAAAGUUGUGGGCAGAAGGCAAGAGAAUGGGGUAUAUAGGGAUAAUAAUGAUGGCACACCGAUAACCUAAUUCUGCUCCAACGUCUUAUGGUUUCUAUCAUAAUAUGGCAGCCAGAGAAGCCAGUCUGUUUCAAGAGAAGAUCCCACAACCAAUGCAGAGAAACAGCGAUAACAUUUCUGGUUGAGCACGCUCCAUCAAAUUCAAAGUAAAAAUUAAUUAUCAAUGUACUUAUACACUCAGUGUCCCCUUUAUUAGAUAGCACCCAUACCUAAUAAAGUGGCCACUGAGUGUAUAUUCAUGGUCUUCUGCUGCUGUAGCCCAUCCACUCCAAGGUUCAACAUGUUCUGCAUCCAGAGAUGCUCUUCUGCACACCACUGUUGUAACAUAUGGUUAUCUGAGUUACUGUCACCUUCCUGCCAGCUUGAACCAGUCUGGCCAUUCUCCGACCUCUCUCAUUAACAAGAUAUUUUCACAAUGGUGAACUGCCACUCACUGGCUGUUUUUGUUUUUCGCACCACUCUCUGUAAACUCUAGAGACUGCUGUGUGUGAAAAUCGAAGGAAAUCAGCAUUUAUGCAGUACUCAAACCACCCUGCCUGGCA
Molecule: messenger RNA, 7037 nt
Organism: Mobula hypostoma (lesser devil ray)
Lineage: Eukaryota; Metazoa; Chordata; Chondrichthyes; Myliobatiformes; Myliobatidae
Product: plexin domain-containing protein 1-like
Exons: 14
Coding region: 224-1732 (502 amino acids)
Source: RefSeq, a predicted model, not a curated record